Molecule: messenger RNA, 744 nt
Organism: Quercus lobata
Lineage: Eukaryota; Viridiplantae; Streptophyta; Magnoliopsida; Fagales; Fagaceae
Exons: 3
Coding region: 91-744 (217 amino acids)
Source: RefSeq, a predicted model, not a curated record
UCUACAGCAUGAUUGUCUCAGAAAGAACAUCGAAACCUUUUUCAUGAUAUGGGAGGAUGGAUCUAGUGGGCUGGCUAUGCUGGAUGAACUAUGGCCAGCCUGAUUGUGAAUUGUCAUGAGCUGCUUGGUUUGUCUUGGAGGAAUUUGUGCUUCAUAAUUUCUAUAUUAAGGAAGCGAGCUUUUGUUGCAGAGUCAAAAGUGGACAGUUAUGAUGCAGAAUUAUCAUCACUCAAGCUUCAAAUAAAAGAGUUGAAUGAGAAGUUAGAUGGUGUAAAUGAAAGGGCCAAAUCUUUUGAGAGAGAAGCAAAGAUACUGGAGCAGGAGAAGAUCCAUUUGGAGCAGAAGCAUGUAUCUGAGUUCAAAGGGUUUGAUCAAGUACAGGAAAGGUGUAUAAUUGCUGAAAGAGAAGCUAGUAGAGCAACUGAAGUAGCUGAUAAAGCUCGGGCUGAAGCAGGUACUGCUCAAAAGGAAAAGAGUGAGAUGCAGAGGUUGGCAAUGGAACGAUUGGCGCAGAUUGAGAGAGCUGAGAGGCAAAUUGAAAAGGGUUGCUCAGACCCAAUUUGGGAGAGGCAUAAGAAUGAUUUGGCAGAUGAGAAUAUGUGUAUCAGAGAUAGAUGCUGUUCAAAAGUUGCACUAUUGGAGGCAAGAGUAGAGGAAAGGGAGAGAAAUAGAUUCAUUAUUGACGUCGAACAAUGGCAAAAGGUCUACUACAGUACAAGCCCUUCAGAGUCUUCUGGACACUGA